Molecule: messenger RNA, 1341 nt
Organism: Plutella xylostella (diamondback moth)
Lineage: Eukaryota; Metazoa; Arthropoda; Insecta; Lepidoptera; Plutellidae
Product: 4-vinylanisole receptor
Biological process (GO): sensory perception of smell; detection of chemical stimulus involved in sensory perception of smell
Cellular component (GO): plasma membrane
Molecular function (GO): olfactory receptor activity; odorant binding
Source: RefSeq, a predicted model, not a curated record
AUUGGUCGAAUUACAUACAUAGAGCUUGUUAGUACACCAGUAAUUACUUUAACCAUAUUUCACACCCCAGAGUCGCCACAGUACGGACAUGAUAAUAAACGUGCUGUUUGUGCUGCUGACCACGCUCAACACGCUCAGCAAGCAACUCGCCUUCAACCUGCGCAGUCGAAGGAUCGACCGCCUGAUCCGGGUCAUCGAUGGCCCUCUGUUCGCCUGUUCGAAGCCCAACCACGACCAGUCGAUGUCUCACAACGCAACUGAAAUGUCUAGUCUCCUGACACUGUACCAUGGAGCUAUCUUCACAUGUGGGACGCUAUGGGCAGUGUUUCCGCUCGUCAACAGAGCUUUGGGGGUCGACGUGGCUUUCACUGCUUAUUUCCCGUUUGACACGUCAAUGCCGCCUAGAUUCGAGCUAGCCAUAGCAUACUUGACUGUGCUGAUAACAUUCCAGGCGUAUGGCCACGUCACAAUGGACUGCACUAUAGUAUCUUUCUACGCUCAAGGCAAAACACAACUCCAAAUAUUUAGAUACAACCUCGAACAUCUAGUAGAUGCUCACGAUGAAAGCGUAAAAAUAGACGGGAAUUUAAACUGUAAUAACAAUGAUCUGGUCGGUUAUAAAGAUAUGGGAUACGAAGCGCGCGAGAGACUCAAGAAAAGAUUCGUGAGGUGUUUGCUACACUUUCGACAGAUUGUUUGGUUUAUCAACGAAGUGGAAUUAAUAUUCUUCGAGGCGAUGGUUUUGCAGUUUCUGGUAUCUGCAUGGGUUAUUUGUAUGACACUGUACAAAAUUGUCAGCCUGAGUAUUCUGUCGGCGGAGUUUGUGUCGAUGGCAGUGUAUCUCGGAUGUAUACUGGCACAGCUUCUAAGCUACUGUUAUUACGGAACUCAGUUAAAAGUGGAGAGUGAGAUGGUGAACCAGUCCAUCUACUGCUGCGACUGGCUGCAGCUAUCCCCGGGGUUCAGGAGGCUACUACUGGUGCUGAUGGAGCGGUGCCGCCGCGCCAUCGUGCCCCGGAUCGCCUUCGUUAUACCGCUGUCUUUGGAGACUUAUAUUGCUGUGCUUCGGCUGUCAUAUACGUUGUUUACCGUAUUGGACAGGAAAUAAGUCAGAAGCUUUAAUUGGGACAUACACGAUGCACGUGGAAACUGUCUAAUACAAAGUAGAAUUUAUGAAGCACACACAGUCUGAGGUAAACAUAUUUGAUUAAAUUAAUGUAGUACUUAAUCAUAAAGUAUCUAUGUAUCACUACGUAUAAACUUAACCGAAGAGUACCUACUUAGAUCGUUGUGUCAAGUUUAGUUUUACGUUAAGAAUUUAAGUUACUUUAAAUAAUAAAG